CAACUUAGUCCUAGCGAGAAAGCCGCCAUGUCGACAAACGACGAUCUCCUGGCAUGCACCGUCGGGGACAGCAGGACCGUUACCGCUGAAUCCAGCGGCCUUGCCCAAAGCGCCGUAACCACGGAUCCCGUCCAGGUUCAUCACCCCGAACCGUUCCCCCUGCCACAGGUGAACAUGCAGAGCGAAGGACGCCUAGUGUCGACACCCAGCAGCGAGAAGAGCGUUCUCACACUGGGCGCCGAGAAAGGGCUGGGCAAGAGUGGCCUCACAGUCAGCAUCGUCGUCGAGCCGGUGGACCCAUCCGCGGCGGCUUGCGUGGACGAUGACCCCUACACCUGCAAAACACCCACACCCGCCGAGGAAGACAUGGUUCGAAGCCUAAUUAUGAACGCUGAGCUGCGCAAGGAAGAGUUCGCCAAGCUGCUCGAAGAGCAUGCCCAGAUCGUCAUGGAGAUCAACAAGGCCGAGAACAGCCUGGCAUAGCCGCUCGUGGCGAGAAGAGAAUCGCCACUGUUACCGCCACCAUUGCCACCUCCAGCGCCACUUCACGGCUGGGGGCAGAACCGCCUCCUAGGCCAACGUAGCACCACCAACACCAGACGACGGGCGUCUCCCGCAAGAUGUCGUGCCACGGGGCAUCCCACUAGAAGGACGACGUCUCAUCACAAAACCUUUUCAGUUGAUUUCCUGGACCCUUCGCGGGUGAGGUGUUCUGAAUGAAAGGAAAAAAAAACCACUGGGCUCUUCUUAAAGCGGGGAACAUUUGUUUUACUCUAGCGCACCUUCCAGUGCUCGGAGUUGACGUCCUGACGCAUUGCCAAGCGCGUCGGUGGGCGUCUCGUUUUGUUUUGUUCGAAUCACAUUGCACAGUGGGAGUUGGCUCUUAUAGUAAUCGCACUUGUCUAAAGUUAACGAGCGAAGAUGGAGGCUUCCCUCUGGUUUCCCGAGUUUGAAAGUUCGCAGAGGGCCGUUAUUUUUCGGUACUACCGACUUAACUACUCUUGUUUAGCGCUAAGCACUAACAAUGAACAACUUCGCAUGCGAAAUUCCUAGUCCUCACUUGUAGCGAUUCGUAUGGGUGCCAUGAGUCUGACAAAAACCGCUGGUGGUAGUGAGAACGGGAGCUGGUUUCAGCAUUUUUUUAAAGUCGCCAGUAUUGUUGCUGGCGCUUGUAAAAUGUACAAACUUUCGCCUCGAUGACCCAACCGUUACACUGAAAAGCACUUUGGCCACGCAAAUGAGCUUUGUAGAGUGACGUCAGCAGGAUCUUCAGCGUCAGAGUAGCUGGCAAGUCUGUCUGUGGUCGCCUCACAGGAAGUGACGUAGGCACAGUGUUAGUAGAACGACUGCCUGUUUAUGCACUCUUUAUUACCUAUGCGGCCGGUCCACGGUUUAGACCAGAAAGAAUACACUUAAAACCCGAUUAGAGCACAGUCGCUUCUGAUAAGUUUACACAUGUCGAGCAUGAAGGAUACAGCAAUGUGGCUUGAUAACCUCUGACAGUAGCCUCCGCCUGAGGUUAAGCUCGAAAGUAGCGUAAGUUUGUAUUUAUUGGCACGAGUAACAAACAACACUGUGCAUCGACGUAGGAGAACAUCCACAUAGUUUUGUCACGUGUGUCAUGACAUCAUUCGCUCUCACCUGCGUUUUUACGUCGCGUAAUCGCAAGUUGGCAUGAUGCAUUAGCUCUUCACUGGCGCUGUGCGACUCGUGCGUAAUCGUACGUCGUAAGGGCCUAAUUGGCAGCUUGGAUUGUGCGAUGUUCGCCCAACGAUAUCAGAAUUAAGUGCAUGCAUUUACGUUCACUGUAGUGACGUGGUUAUGUUAACCGGUUUGAGAAAGAAAAUCAUGUUCACAGAAGUGGCAGGUAAACCGGUUACUUUGCGUCUGGCUAGGUAAAUUAACGCCAUUACGGGUGUGAAGAUUUUGUGCGGUUCGUCGAUACUCCUUGUGAUUCUUCUUUUUAUCGCAGUUUUAUAACAGCUGCGGGCAACGUAAACAUAAGUGUUACUCUGCCACAGGACUACUCUUAUUGAAUAUGCGAUGAAAUACCGUGCUGUGAAGGUGCAAGCGACCCUUUAUACUGAUGUCUGGUGCAGUGCAAACUUAGCCAGUUCGGACUGAAUAAUUGGCCUUUUCUAUUGCAAAACACACAAUACGACACAAUACGAAUGCUUAUUACUCUGGCCUGGAGUGCAGUCUGCGAUCAGAUGUCCUCUUCGGCUGAAAUUACGCUGGGUUCCUCGUUCAAGUUUUUAUUGAACAGUACCACUAAGUGGUGAAAGUUAAAUCCGCUGACUCACUGACCGUAAACAUUGUCUUUGUAUAACGUUACUGUCGGCUAAGCUAGUUUACCAAAUGUGGGAGUCUUCUGAGCACGAAGUUUGCAAAACUACAGUUCUGAUUAGACGACCGCGGUCACGUCAAUCCUUUAAGCUUUUGCAGAGAUCUUUGACUGAUUCGACUCUUGUCGACCGUUUUUCGGCUACUGGUUAUUUUGUUCUUGAACAUCUUGAACACAUCACAGAUACCACAAGGACACCAGAAGAGCUAAGGACACACCGCAGCGCUGUGAUUGUUCGGGUGUCCUUGUAUAUGCUUGACGUUUAAGAUGUUCAAGGACCAUUACCAACCAGCCUAGCUAUAGAUUCCUCGACAGAUUCCUUUGUUGUGCCUGUUUUUUUUCUGUUUAGUUGACACCGCAUGGGUGCUUUUUUUUUUUGCCACCAUGCCGCCCUCAUAACCUUAUCUCCAGAAACCCACGCUUUUGUUUUUUCCUCAAGUCGUAGCAUGGGGUGUAUACAAAAAAAAAUAGACCCACGUCUCUAUCUGUCAACCCGGUGUGAACUUAGAACGACACAUGUCGGGCCUGCACCAAGUAAUGCUCAGGCGUUGUAUUUAAAGCAGCACAAAUGUGAUGUCCUCUUAUAUAAACAACUGUCCGGAUCACGAAGGUUGCCAGAUCUAUAUUUUUUUCUCCUCCACAUUGAUCUUGUCCUUCGUGUCGGACACCUCUGCCGUUUCGUGUCUUUACUUUGGCUGCCAAUCUUUGUGUUCGUGUUAUCCAAAUUUAUAUUUUUCGCUGCUUUCGACGAAUAUGGUUGUGUGCUCUCGCUAGAUUUCCCGAGUGUUGCAGUCACUCUUGUAGCGAUGUACAUAGCGUCUAUUGUACAUUUUUUUUUCUUCAUUUGUUGUUUCAUUUUUGUCCAACUUAGCUGAAACGACGUCGGGUCGUGUUCAUAGUGUACACGUAUAAUAUAUGUGUUAGAGGCGUCGUUUCUAUUUUUUGAAUACAUAAUUUUUUUUGCCUUUGUGGUAACCAGCGUGAAUACACUAUGUGAAUAGUUGUCAUGUCAAGCGGUUGAAAUGAAUAACGCGUGUAAAGUGAUGUUUGUGAUGUAACUGUAUGUACACAACCGAUAGAACCGUAAUACCCUGCAGCUCGUAGCUUUCUUUGGGAGGUGACGUUUUGUUCGUUUUUUCACAGCUUUAUCGUGUGAGAUUGAUUGCUUGCAGAAUAAUAUAUUUUGGGAUAUGCACGACUGAUCGCCAUUGCUUCACUGGGUGUUAUAAGCGUAGCGGAUAAGUUAUCUGGCCGUUUGACCAACGCGUUCAAUUUAACUAGGGUAGGCGCUCUCAUAAAUUGCAUCUCGGUACGCUGUAAUCGACCAUAACACGUUAAAAUAUACUUCGUGAUGUACAAGUACAGUCUCCGAGAAACAGAGUUGAUCGCGGCUCUGCCCUACACGUUUCACGCCAGCAAGAGACUGAAAUAUCAUCAGUCAUUGCGGUCUGCGCGUCGGUUCAAUGGCGUGUCACCAGAUGCCGCCACCAGCGCUGCUGUUGAUGUACGUCAUCAGAUACCGGUGAUAUUCGCGUGCGUCAGUAUGACCUAUCAGUUGUGCUUGAGUUUUGCCACGUUGUGGUACGUUGUGUCCCAACACUUGCAUUUGUACGCCAGGAAUGGUGUAUACUCACGUUUUGUGUGGGUCUAAUCGAGUAUUUACAUGUACAACAGCCUCGAGAUUUCCGUGAAUGUGCGAGAAGCAGUGGCGUUUGUCGGUAUGUGAAAAAAAAAAACCCGGCGCGGUGGUGAACAGUUCCUUUUAUGUUUCGCGCAAGCUGCAAGCGCUGGUCCCCUUCGUAUGUAUUUCAACACGGCGCGUACGUGAACUUCCCAAGCCACUUGUUUUUGUUUUGGUUGUUUGGUUGUUUGUGUUAAUCUUUAGUGGCGUGUGAUGAGGCUGUCGUCUGCUAGGAAACUUCUGUUCUUGGAAGCUUUCACCACGUGUGAUGCAAACUUUUUUUUUUUUUGUAAAGUUCCCCGUAACGAUUCCCCAAGCACUGAAGCUGCGUUGCAGGCACUGUGCUUUAGGAAAAAGCACGACAACAAAAAUAUUUCAGGAGGAGCGUUAGUCCAGAAAACUCUGUGCAAACUUGUGAGCUUUUGGCGUUUUUCGGGAAUUCAGGAAGCUGAAGUCAGCUUCGUCACUUGUUUGUCAGGACGCGAAAUGUUGAUUACUUCAGCUAGUAAUGAAAUUCUGGUUCGAGAGUGGUUAACGAGCCUCGACUCGAGCACAUCUGACCACCGAUGACUCGCAGCAAAGUUCUGGCUAAGCUGACUCACAUGAACGGAUGUUCAAGAACUUUGGCUAAUUCAGCUCCUGUAUGACAUGAGAUUUUCUCAGGCAUAAAAACAUAGCGGAUGUUUCGUUCUAUCAAAAGGAAAUGCUUGGUGGGGAGACUACGCGGUAUUUACCCUUUCACAUUGUUGUUGCGAGUGUGUGCAAGGGUCGUUGAACUUUUUGUGUCUGUGUAAUUUAUGCUCUGUCCUCUACGUUAUUUAAGUGAGAAACAAAAAAACCAAAGCGAAGCGUGUGCUUCACUCGCAGUUCGGUAGCAGCGAAUGUGAUCAUGUACCCGUACAAGAAAGCCUGUUUGUAUAGAAUUUCUAAGCGUUUGUUCAUUAGGUGUAUCUUUGUGAUUCUUGUUUAUACAUAAAGUGUCUUCACACCGCA
Messenger RNA from Rhipicephalus sanguineus (brown dog tick), 5018 nucleotides. RefSeq lists its product as uncharacterized. The transcript has 5 exons. The coding region runs from base 28 to 483 and encodes 151 amino acids. NCBI's taxonomy places the organism in Eukaryota, Metazoa, Arthropoda, Arachnida, Ixodida, Ixodidae. The record is from RefSeq and is a predicted model, not a curated record.